Messenger RNA from Eimeria maxima, 2334 nucleotides. RefSeq names its product nucleolar phosphoprotein nucleolin, putative. Gene Ontology annotation, molecular function: mRNA binding. The transcript is spliced from 6 exons. The coding region runs from base 1 to 2334 and encodes 777 amino acids. The record is from RefSeq and is a predicted model, not a curated record. Gene Ontology annotation, cellular component: ribonucleoprotein complex; nucleus; cytoplasm. NCBI's taxonomy places the organism in Eukaryota, Apicomplexa, Conoidasida, Eucoccidiorida, Eimeriidae.
AUGGCAAAGGCGAAGGUGGCGCAGCCUGUUGCGAGCGACGACUCGUCUCUCUCUUCCAGCGAAGAAGAAGUGCAGCCGAAGAAGGCCGUUUCUGCAAAGCCAGUUGCUGCCGCUCUCAAGAAGAGAGCCGCUGCCGCUGCGGCUCCCUCGAGCUCUUCGGAUGACAGCUCAGACGAAGACCAGCCCAGCGCAGCUGUCGUUAAAAAGGCAGCAGCUGCAAAAGCAAAUAAUGCCGCAAAAGGAAUAACUGCUAAGGCGCAGUCGACGGCCCAGGAUUCAUCCGAUUCAAGCUCUGACGAUGAGAGGCCCGCCCCAAAGAAAGGCCAGUUUGCUGCAAAAGCUGCAGCCUCUCAGAGAGCUGCUGCUCAGGAUUCCGAUUCGGACGACUCGUCUGAGGAAGAACCCCCAGCCAAGAAGCCUGCCCAGAAGGCGAAGGUGACAGCUGCACCAAAUCAGAAGAAGCCUGCACCUCCCCAGUCUUCAGAUUCGGACUCUUCUGAGGAGGACGGGCAGCCAACAAGAAAAACAGCAGCACCAGUCAAAGGGAAGCCCACAGCAGCACCGCAGAAGAAAGCACCUGCUCCGCAGGAUUCCGAUUCAGAUGAGUCUUCUUCGGAUGAAGAUGCUGCGCCUCCUCCAAAGAAAGCAACAGCACCGUCAAGAGCAAAUGCAGCAGCUCAGAAGAAGGCAGCACCACCUUCUUCUGAUUCCGAUGAUUCCUCUUCAGAUGAGGAGCCUGCGCCUCCAGCGAGGAAACCAGCGCCCAAGGCAAAGGCAGCGCCUGCAUUAGCUCAGAAGAAAGCAGCAGCUGCAGUGCAAGACUCCGAUUCAGACGACUCUUCUUCUGAAGAGGACAAUCCGCCUCCGAAGAAAGCAGCGCCAGCGCCGAAGGGGAAGUCUGCGGUUACAGCAACACCGCAAAAGAAAGCAGCUGCAGCAGAGGAUUCCGACUCGGACGAUUCCUCUUCGGAGGAUGAAGCCGUCCCAGCGACAAAGAAGCCGGCGUCCAAGUCAGCUGCUGCACAGAGAAAGGCAACUGCAGCAGCAGCAAUGUCUGAAGAUUCAGAUGACUCUUCCGAUGAGGACGAAGCUCCCCCAACGAAAAAGCCCGUAGCAGGAUUAGCCAAGGGAAAGCCAGGAGCAGCAGCUCACAAGAAGCAGCCCGAGCACGAGGAUUCGGACUCCGACGACGACUCUUCGGAGGAAGAAGCUGUUCCUCCACCGAAGAAACCCGCCCCAAAGGCGAAAGCAGCCGCACUUUCACAGAAGAAAGCGGCACCUGUAUGUCAAGAUUCUGAUUCGGAUGAUAGGUCUUCGGACGAGGGCAACACUCCUCCUCCCAAGAAAGCAGCAGUUCCCAAGGGCAAGGCCGCUGCAGCAGCGCAAGAAUCGUCAUCCGAUGAAUCAGAGUCGGAAGCAGAGGAACCUCCAAAGAAUGCAGCGCCGCAUAAAAAGGGGAAGGCGACUGACGCGAACAUGGAGGUGGACGGGGCCUCGAAGAAGAGAAAACAAGCACAGGCGCAGAACGGCAACCAACAAGGCCCCAAGAAGAAACUACAGCUUACAGAUCAAUCUGCUGCGGCUCGUAUGCGCUCCGAGAUCUUCUGUGGCGGCCUCCCAUACUCUGUAACGGAGGAGCAGCUGAAGGAUCUCUUUGAGGCAGACUGCGGCCCAACGACACGUAUCAAAAUUCUGGAGGGGAAGGGCAUUGCCUUUAUUACCUUCGCGUCGGAGGAGGCUGCAGCGAAGGCGGUGGAGUUCAAUCAGACAGAGUAUGAAGGCCGCACGCUCCGCAUUAACCUUUCAGCAGACAGGCAGCAGCAGCAACAAGGCGAGCGUAGGCAUGAGGGGAAGAAUGGCGCCCCCAGAGAAGAUCGACCGAAAGCGGACCCUUCCAAUCAAAUUGUUUUGCGCAAUUUGAGCUUCGAUACAACCGAAGACACCAUUCGGGAAACGUUCGGCGAAUGCGGAGAAAUCCGCGCUGUGCGGAUCCCCGUAUUCGAAGAUAGCGGGAAGCCUCGCGGACAGGCUUUUCUGGAGUUUGAUUCGGUAGACUCGGCGACAAAGGCUCUGGAAUUUAACAAUACUGAGUUGGACGGUCGCACCAUUUGGGUGGCCUAUGCACUGCCGAGGGGCGCAGGUGGAGACAGAGGAGGCAGAGGAGGCAGGGGUGGCAGGGGCGGGGCUGCCGGAGGACGCGGAGGGGGUCGCGGCGGUGGCCGUGGCGGAUUCCGUGGGGGCCGGGGAGGCGGUGCUUCUUCUGCUAAGGCUGCGAAUGCGGGAAAUGUACAGGAGUUCCAAGGGAAGAAGACUACAUUCGAGGACAGCGACUGA